Messenger RNA from Trichoderma atroviride IMI 206040, 3725 nucleotides. Lineage: Eukaryota; Fungi; Ascomycota; Sordariomycetes; Hypocreales; Hypocreaceae. The record is from RefSeq and is a predicted model, not a curated record.
AUGGCCUCUGAUGAAAGAGGUAGAAAAAGAGACUGGCUGCUAAAGCCCUUGACUAUGAUGAAUCGAUCUCGGUCAUCAUCUUCAGCGGCAAGAAAAGGUCUCUCUACGACUUUGCAAGCAAAUAAUACUUUGCGUCUCAAGGUGCCUCUGAGACAUACAAGCCAUCGACGAUCAAAAUCUCAGUCGUCAUCGCCAUAUAUUGAUUCCCAGUUCUCAUCGCAUCCCACAAUUACGAGACCUGAGUCACAAACCGUGCCUGACGCACCUAAAUCGCCCCCGUCUCAAUUGUCAGAUCUCUGGGGCCAAGCUUUUCGCAAUGCAAAUGACACAACCCAGAAGUGGCUCAAAGAACAAGGAUUGGACUUCCAGUCUUCAGACGGAACGCAGAUCAAAACUCAAAUCAAAGAAGUGAUUAGCCUCAUGAAAAGCAAAGAGGUCUCAGAAAAUGUCAGCGAACCGUUGGCAAUCACAAUCGCGAAUCGCAAAAUCAUCGUCCGAGAAUAUCUCGCGGAUGCCGUUGCCUUUAUUACCAUGGUUGGCGACGCAGCUAUUGUUUUCGCGCCACCCCAAGCCAGUGUGCCGUGGACUGUUGCAAAAGCCGUCAUGAAAAUCCCGGUCAAUAGUAUUGAGCAGAAAGCUGCUCUUGUCGGGACAAUCGAGUGGUUUUUACGCAUUACGCGCAGAGGCCAAAUUUACGAAUCUCUAUACACGACGGAGACGACGGAUGAGGGAGCUUUAUCGAACCUACACAAUGCCCUUGUCGAGCUAUAUACCGCUGCUAUUGAGUUGCUCGCAAAAUUUGAUACCAUGGCUAAAGGUGGCGCCUUUAAAGAACUUUUAACAGCUGUCUUAAGCCCCAAAUACGCUACAGAUCUUGUCGCCAAUUUGAACAAAAAAGAAGAAAUCCUUGACAGAGAGGCCCAAAGUUGCGAAGCAUCUCGCUCCGCUAAGUCAUCUGAAGACAUGAAGGUUCAAACAGAAGCUUUUCAAAAACAGUUGGCUCAGUUAACUUUGCCACUACCACGAAUAGAUGUCGCGGUGUCCAGCCUCUUGGAAAAAGUCAAGGACAAAGAGUUAGAAGAGUUGAUGGAUUAUAUCAGCUCGGAGAUGUUUGGUAAAGGUCACGCUACAGUUACAAAUGCAAGAGUAGAAAAAACUGGAGAUUGGCUUUUGAGUAACGAUUAUUUUCGUGCUUGGCAAGAUAUACCUUCUUCUUCAACCGUUUUUGUACUUAAAGGUGCCGGCGGUACGGGCAAAACAUAUCUCACUUCUAGAGUGAUUGAUUAUGUAAAAGGGUUUGCAUAUUUUUAUUGUAAUCGAUCUGGAUCUUCAAUGCAGCAGCCAAUUAUUGUCCUGAGAAGCUUUGUCCGCCAGCUAUCCGGUAAAGCCUUUGACGACUCUGAAUCUUUUAACUUCUAUUCGAAGACAACAAUUAUCCUCGAUGCGCUGGAUGAAACCGAUAUCGGGACGUACAACCUAGCAAAGUCUCUUAUCCAAAUGACUGAAAAAUCUAAAAGGCCAGUAAAAAUCUUCAUAUCAAGCCGACCAGACCGGGAAGAAUUGGAAGAAGAAUACAAGGACAACCUUUUGAUCACUGUGGACGCCAGCAAUCAACACGAGGACAUUCAGAAAUAUCUGGAACAUGAGCUCUAUUCAACUAAGAAAUUUAAACGGCUAAAACCAGAGAUACAAGGCGAGAUAAAGGAUAUUUUUAACAAGAAGGCGUGCGGGAUCCUCAACACAAACCCUGUUCUUAUGGACGAAGUAGUCCAUGACUGGUCCCAAAAUCUGCCAGAUGACUUAACAGAAGCGUAUAAUGACUUAUGGAAGAACAUUCAACGGCAACAUGAGUCUGUUGUCGCUUUAGCUGAGCGUGCUAUUCAAUGGGUGCUGUGUUCUAUCGAGCCGCUCGAGUCAAAAUCGCUCCUGGAAGCCAUCCAAUACACAAUUGAAGGGUCUACGGUGGUUGACAAAGGAAAACAAUUGCAGCAAGAGAUUUUAUCACUUUGCCAGGAUCUUCUAACGAUUGAUGAAGAACGAGACGUAUGGAUGCUGCCGCAUGCCUCUGUGGCUGAGUAUUUUGAGUCCAAAGGCUGGACUGGUAGGAAGUGCGAUGCAUUCGCCGCAAAAACUUGCCUUGGGUUCCUUGAGUACUUCCAGCCAAAAGAGAUCCAAGAGGGCUUUUUUGCAUAUUACGCCAAUUACAAUUGGCACAAGCACGUGGGACGAUACGACAAAUGGCUGGGAUCGAAGAAAGAAGAAGAAGCGGAUCCAAGCGUUGCAGCGGCUUUGAAGCGCUUUCUUGGAUCGCCAAAUGAGGGCAGCGACAGCUAUCGGAAAUGGGCUGAACGCGACAGUCAGAUGAGACCAACCAACAUGGCUUUGUUUGCCAUGUGCAGAUAUGGAUUUUACUACACCUUGCGCAACUGGUGGCAGGACGGCAAAAUCACCGAGGAGAUGGCUCUUUUAAAAAAUGAAGACGGCCAGAACUCACUUGCGCUCGCAGCUGAGAAUGGCUGCAUGCCCAUCUGCAGGCAUUUGAUGGGCUCGAUUGAUGCGAUGCAUCCCGAUGCAGAAAGACAUGCCGGAGCGCUGGUCGCAGCACUUAAAAAUGGCAAUGACGACGUAUUUAAAAUGCUUGUCAUGGAGGCGAAUGCAGAUGUCAAUUUUCCAGACGGUAAAGAUAAUUCUGCUGCACAGUAUGCGGCCCAAGUUCACCCUGAGAUGCUGCAAUGGAUGGUGGACCAUAGCCUCGCUGACCUAGAGAAAGAGAAUGAGAGCGGCAAUUGGAUGGGCAACGUUUUAAUCGCAGCUGCGGGGAGGGGAAACGUCGAAUCGAUUCGAAUAUUGCUCGGGGCCGGAGCAAAUGUUAACGCCACUGUGCAAAAUGGCACAUACGGGAGCGCCCUUGUCGCAGUGGCAGCGCUUUGUAUGGCUGAAGGCCACGUGGAAAUUGCGAGGCUGCUCCUUAACAGCGGCGCAGAUCCAAAUUUGCCUUUGAGAGGCGGCAACUUUGGCAGCGCGCUCGAGGCAUCGGCACGGAUUUUAUAUUUUAUACACGAAGAAUCAGAAGAACUUGUUUGUAAAGUACAGAACAUGUUGCUCGAAGCUGGUGCGGAACCCACAGCGUUGUUUAAUCGAGGCGAGCAUGGAAGCGCAUUGGCGGCUGCGGCCUUCUAUGGACAAUUGGACUUCCUCAGGGCCAUGGUUGACCGUGUUGGAGUGGAGUGUGCGAUCAAUAUCCUUCGCCAGGGUAGGCAUCCCGGUGAGCGAAUGUUUAGAAAUCAGCAAAAAGUUGAGCGCUGGAAGGAUACAGCCGCGUAUCUGGCCAACGAAGUAGGCGCAAGUAAAGACGUUCUUCGGUGCGUCGGCCUGUGGGAUGUCGAUCCUGUGCCUGCUGGAUAUGGAGAGUUGAUGGAGAUUCAGUUGAUCGAACAUGGCCAACAAGAUGACGUUGAAGAUUCUAGUGAUUGGUCGAGUUGCAAUGACUAAACGAUGUGUCGACAGAUGCAAGCUGUGUUCAUGUCGUGCUCAUCGAUUCGUCCAUGUCCCAAGCGAAACGAGCGGUUCGAAUUACACACUAUACGACAGUCUGUGUGUGGCUCACUCUUGCAGAGGCUAUCGGUUUCGCCAGCACAAAACUCUUCUUCGUCCUCUUAUUGUUGUUCAGUUAAUAUUAAUUCUUCAUAACACAUAUUUGGCACCGAGAAUAUACACAGUCAAUA